Molecule: messenger RNA, 1031 nt
Organism: Exaiptasia diaphana
Lineage: Eukaryota; Metazoa; Cnidaria; Anthozoa; Actiniaria; Aiptasiidae
Exons: 2
Coding region: 154-903 (249 amino acids)
Source: RefSeq, a predicted model, not a curated record
GAACAGAACCAGCUUACAAUUUCACAUUGUGGGAUUCCUGUGGUUUUUACUUAGCCAUCCUGUGGCGACCCCUGUGGUGUGGCGUGGUUAUGCCGUGUUUGUUGUUCCAGUAUCACUUUCAAUUUUGACCUAUUUGAAAGUUUAAUCGAUAACAUGCUACAAAGCUUGAGGUUUUGUAGUGCAAGAUGCACGGGCGACCGAAACAGUCCCAACUGGAGAAAUACAAGAACUUCUGAACGCACCGUUAUCUGCAAGCGUACAACGAUCUUUACAAUCAUCGUUGUUGGCUUUAUUUACUACGAAAUUAACGUUCAUAAUUUUAGCUGGUACACCAAUAAUUCCGGUGGCCCGUGCAAAAUAUCGAAAAAAGACAUGAUGGAUUUGCUGUCACUCUCCCAAGAUACCAGCAUAGUUCUGAAUAGAUUGAAAAUAAACCAUUUUCUUGUUUAUGGAAGUCUAUGGGGAGGACUGCGGAAUAAUGGACCAUUGCCAUGGGAUACUGAUUUCGAUUUUGGAAUUUUUUACAACGAAAUCAUCAAAUAUUCUGAACAAGAAGUCAAAGAUAAAUUCAAAGCCUUUGAUAUUAACUGUUACUAUUCAUAUCGAUUUGGUUUUUAUCGAGUAACAAGAGGUUCUGCCAGAGGAGACUUAAUGAUUUUCAGAGAUUAUUACAACAAUGGAUGGAUGCAUAGAAUUGGAGUGGAAGCUUACUUGGCAUUUGUGAACUAUAGAAAAUUUCAUGUAUUCCCUGCUCACCUUGUUAAGUUACCACUAGAUUCCAGUCCAUUUGGUAGAGUUAAUGUAUCUAUCCCACAUGGCGGAGUAGAAAUUCAAAGAUAUUUCUAUCCACAUGAUUGGUGGAAAAUUUCUAAACCAGGAGGAUGCAUAAACCAUUUUGUAUAGAAACUUUGCUAUUCAGCUUAAAUGCACAAUGAAUUCAUGUAUUUUUAAGGACUUAAGCUAUAUUUUUGUGCAACAGCAUAAAAAAUAUAUAUAUAUAUAUAUAUAUUAAAUUUUCAUUUUCAUUUUCA